This is a messenger RNA of Suillus clintonianus, 1734 nucleotides long. RefSeq lists its product as uncharacterized. The transcript is spliced from 3 exons. Lineage: Eukaryota; Fungi; Basidiomycota; Agaricomycetes; Boletales; Suillaceae. The record is from RefSeq and is a predicted model, not a curated record. The coding region runs from base 1 to 1734 and encodes 577 amino acids.
AUGCACAAGUGCUUGAAUGUAUCGGAGAUCUUACACAACAUCUGUACCAAGGUGCGGAGGCUUGGAGAGCUCGAGCUCGACGAGGCCACGCACGAACAGUUGUUCGAGGCGCGUCGGACACUUUUCCGCCUCGCAUUGACAUGUCGCGCACUGAAAGAUACUGCUUUGGACGUACUAUGGGGAGAUCUCGAUUCCCUUUACCCCCUUCUGUGUUCCUUACCCAACCUGCAAACCAUGUCUGGCGAUUAUAUUGAAAUCGGCAGAGCACUGCGAGCGUCUGAUCUGGAAAUUUUCCAGAAAUAUGCAAAACGCGUACGUCGCCUCGGAUGUGGCCAGGAAGCGCUCAAUAUGGCGGACGUGCUACGAGUUUUGUGUAGUUUUCCUGCCCCCAACGGGUCUUUGCUCCCGAAUCUGCGCCUACUAUCUUGGGACUGUGACGACAGUGAUACGUUUCCUUUCAUCCGAUACUUCCUUCACCCGUCUCUUAUUUCUCUACGAUUACUGGGCAAGCUGUGGCGUCCGCCCAAGGCGUCUUUCAUGACAUUUCUCCCAGUGCACUGCCCCCACCUACAUUCGCUCAGCUGCGCUUCCCUGAAUCGUUCAGCCACGAAGCCCAUAUCGGAUUAUAUCUGCCAAUCCCAUGAGCUCCAUCAUGUGGAUUGCGGAUUGCCUAAUGAGGCUGCUGUGAAGCAUCUCAUGAAACUGCCCUCGCUGAAGGGCUUCACCAUCACUCUGACCGAAGAGGACGGGCCGUACGAUGGAUACAAAGGAGAGUUCUGCCCGCAGCUCGCUACCUUCAGCAUCAUCGCAGGGUCGUUAAACCAAGCAAGAAUGUUCUUUCGCAACCUGCAGCUCUCGCCAACCCACCUUCAUUUCAAGACUUCGACUAUGACCAAAUGUGAAGACAUUCGGAGGAUCUUCAAACAGCUGCCAGAUCACUUCUCUCCAGCGAAGUUAGAAAGUCUGCAGCUCACUGUUGAAAUCAUUCGAAGAAACCUAGACACCACCGAUACCGAAUGCGACCUCGACAUUCACGCGCUCAAGGAGCUUUUCAAAUUCAGGAAUCUCGUUGAUGUCCGCCUCGAAGAUUCAUGCAUGUUAGGCCUCAACGACAACGACAUGUCCGACUUCGUUUCCUCAUGGCCUAACAUCGAGGUACUGAAACUUGGUACCGGAUUCGAAUGGAGCGUUCCUGACGACGACGAGAUUGCGACCUCGGGAAUCACACUCAAGGGCCUCAAUACACUUGUGUCUGGUUGCCGGAAGUUACGAGUGCUUGGGCUUGUUUUUGAUGCUUGCAUCACCAACGAGGACGACAGGGCUAUACGGUUCCACACGAAGCAUCAGAUCAAUGAAAAUGUCGAAGAAUUCGAUGUAGGCGGAUCUAUUAUUAAUGAUGCAGUAGCCGUGGCCGUUUUCAUCUCGUCCCUUAUGCCGAAGUUGCGGGCGCUCAAGUUUGUAACUGUGUAUUACGAGGGGGGGAAACUGCGACAAGUCUCUGACUCGCGGCCUACUUUGUGGACUCAGGUGAACAUGAUGUUAGAGUUCGCGAAUAUUCGAGAACAGAGGAGGCGUGAGGGUCAAGCAGGGUGGGCAGAUUCGGGCGAUGAAGAGGGAUCGUUGAUUAAACCCGAGUUCUCGGUAUUUGGCCAAAGUUCUCUCUCUCGAGUCGAAGAUCCUUCUAAGGUUCCGACAACUCCCAGCACACUCCGUUCGUCCAUGUUGAAAACCUGA